GUCGCAUAACCUGAACCCUAACCUGGUACACAACCUCAAUAAACGAAUGCUUGAUGAUGGAAAGAGUGGGCCAUUAUCCUUAGUUUAGAUUGUUAUAGAUCUCUGGAUAAUGUAUUAGAAAUUUAAUCACAUACGAAGAUAGAGAAGUUGCAGCCAAAUUAAACUUUGGUAAUUGAAGUAUUAAAUAUCUGAUUAUGUCGUCAAUACGACGGAUUACAUUUUUGCAAUUGUGAUUAUUUGAGAUGACUCGUAGAAGAAAAGUGUGUAGAAGAAUCUAUUCCAGAGCAAAAUAUUACGCAAAAAUCAUAAUUAUAUAUGUACAUAUAAUGGUGGUACAUUUUACAUAUUUAUCUAAUGUGGAUUUUGUGAUAAAGCAUAUUGAGAUAUUGUCAUUAAAAAUAAUGUUGAGUAUCUCAAUUCGACAGUGCGGUACUGAUGUACCUCGCGCAUUUAUAAUCUGAAAGGACCAACAUUUUAUUGCAACUCUCUGCUAUUGCCUGCGCAUGUUUAUUGUAGUGCACUCGUCACCUUCGAUGUGUCUAACUUUAGGUGAUUGAUGAGGAUAACCCAAGCAAAACUGUGCAGCAGACGUUCAUCGUGCCAAUCAAGAGGUUCUUCCGCCAGCAUCUUAAUACGUUUUAUGAUACGUGCUUUCAUAUUAAUAAUUGUAUAGGGCGAGAGAUAUAUAAUUUUUUGAAUCAAAGCUUGGACGAAUAACACGUAACAUUAUGGAUUCAACUGAUAAUGCGAAGAAAUGGUUUGGUGCGGUGGAUUUUACAGUUUUUGCAAAUCAUCGUGGGACUGUCGAUGUGUGUCACCUACAUGUCGUCUUUUUCAUUGGUUGGAAUACCGGCGGAGGUUUACCUUGUCGGAACGUCCCAUAUACUCAUUGCCGUUGGAAUUACCUUUGCCGCAUUGACUGCCAUAGUGUAUCUUAUUCCUACAUACCACCGGUUGCAGCUACAUUCAAUAUUUGAGUACUUGGAGCUUCGUUUCAACGUGGCCACAAGAAGAGUUUGUUCUAUUAUUGCUUGUAUCACAAUGGUAUUUUAUAUGGGCUUGAAUGUAUACCUUCCAGCUUUAACAGUCAGUGCCGUGGCUCCAAUUUCACUGGUUUGGAGUAUUGUUUUAACUGCAGUAAUAUGUACAUUUUACACUGCACUGGGAGGAAUGAAAGCUGUAAUAUGGACUGAUGUUAUUCAGUCAGUCGUAAUGUUAAUCGGAGCAAUCUCACUGUUCUUUCGUGGACUAAUGGCAGUCGGUGGCUUCGCAGCUCUUAAUUCAGCACUCUCGAGAGGAGAGCGUCACACUGUAACUAGACCUGACUUCGACAUUACUUCUCGGGCAUCUCCUCUCACUAAAUAUAUCGGUGGUUGGUUAAGAUUUACUUAUUUCAUCGGAUUCACCCAACCUAUGGUUCAAAGAUUUCAAUCUUGCAGCUCCGUCGCCCAAGCUCGAUGCUCUAUGUUUGUAUACCUUCCUCCGACAUUGCUUAUGGUAAGUCUAGCUAUUGGAAAUGGUGCAAUGAUGUAUGCUUUCUUCGAAGGAUGCGAUCCCGUCAAAUCUGGACUUCUCAAAUCCAUUGAUCAAGGAAUUCCGUAUAUUAUUCUGGAAGUGUUACAUGAUCUUCCGGGAUUGGCAGGGCUAUUUGUAGCUGCGAUAUUUAGUGCGAGCUUGAGUACGGUGUCUUCAAAUAUUAAUUCUCUUUCCAUUGUCGUCGUCGAGGAUUUUGUUGCCUUCAAAUGGCCACAAAUAACCGACCGUACAAAGCUCCUAGUAGGAAAAUUUAUUGUGGCUGCAAUCGGUUUGAUACUGUUGAUUGUAGCAUACGCAUAUUCUCUACUUAAAGUUACUGUUGUCAGACUCUUCCUGAGUCUAAUGGGAGCAAUGAAUGGGCCAAUGCUUGGAAUAUUUCUUCUUGGAUUUUUUAUUCCAUGGACAAAUGCUGCUGGCGCUUUGACCGGAGGCUUGUUCAGCUUGGUGGUUGUGGUAUGGAUGACAUUCGGUAACCUAUUUUUAUUAAAUGUUCCCUCUCGGGUUGUAUUGCCGCCGAGGUCAAUUAAUGCGUGUGUCAUUGAUAAUUCUACAAUGAUCGACAGUUUCAAUGAUACCGAAGUCUAUACUAUUGCAACGAACGAUAAUCUCACGAUUUUUACAACCCCAGAGCCGGUUACUGUCGAGUAUACAUUUGAUCAAAUGAUGUACAGUAUCUCGUUUAAUAAUUAUAUUGCUUUGGCGACUUCGAUGACGAUCAUUGUUGGGCUAAUUGUAUCUUUUGCUACAGGAAGAACUCAUCCAUCUCAGCUUGAUCCAAAGUUGUUUAUACCAAUAGUCGACUCAAAUUUGUUGCCAUACAAAGUGAGAAAAUUUUUUCGAUUCGGUGUUCCAGAACUGAAGGAAACAGAAACAAACAAUACUUCAGAAAUAGAUAAUUUUCUCCCGAACCUGGGAUGAAAGAAAAUAUUUCUAUGACAAGUGGCCAAAUACUGGAUAAAACAAUAUUUUUUAUGUACAGUUUUUAAUUCUAAAUAAUCAAGUUAGAAUACGAAUGUAUUUCACAUAUAGGCUAUGUAACAAAAUGACGAAUAACCAUAUUGAACUGGAGCAUAUCUCAAGCCAACACCAGUAUUGAUAGGCAUGGUUGAUGGAGUAAUUAGCCAGCUUUAUACUAGAGAUGUACCGAUACCAUUUUUGUCGCCGAUACUGAUACCGAUCCGAUACCAGCUAAAAUCGCCGAUACCGAUACACCAAUACUACUAAAAGGCCG
Messenger RNA from Styela clava, 2767 nucleotides. The record is from RefSeq and is a predicted model, not a curated record. NCBI's taxonomy places the organism in Eukaryota, Metazoa, Chordata, Ascidiacea, Stolidobranchia, Styelidae.